AUGGGGGCGCAGAAAGGACGGAGGGAGACGAGCCAGAAAGAGAUACUAGAAGAGUUCAAUGGCAGUGCAGAAGAUCCGGUGUUCCACCGCUCUGGACACAGCGGCCAGCUGCUGCGCCAGAACCAGGAUAUAAUACAUAUCAGCUCUUUUACUUGUUUCUCAGUUGAAGCCGUCAACGACAAUGCAUCUCGCUCAUUCGCUUUCUAUAUUCUAUCCACCGCGAUGCUACUAUCAUCCGACACCCUUGUCGGCAAUCGGGCCUCGUCGAGAGAGGCCGCCCUCGUCCCAGCUCCAUGGUUCUCUUGCAAGUGCAUCUAUCUGCACCAUGGCCGAUGCGAUCCGGGAGUGGCCGAGGCCGAAGAUGAGGGCAGCCCACGUCAUUUUCCUGAUUCUGCCUAG
Molecule: messenger RNA, 399 nt
Organism: Grosmannia clavigera kw1407
Lineage: Eukaryota; Fungi; Ascomycota; Sordariomycetes; Ophiostomatales; Ophiostomataceae
Exons: 1
Coding region: 1-399 (132 amino acids)
Source: RefSeq, a predicted model, not a curated record